CCCGGUAUAUAGAUCGCACGGCACUCAGCUGCUUUAUCCAGUCCGCCGAAAUGUUUCUUAGAUUAGACAAUCGCUCCCUACGCUAUCAUUGGUCUUACGACUGUGUCAAUUUUGUGCCUAAACCCCAAUUCUUUCCACACAUUCUUCUGCACAUUCCUUGUUGCCGUUUAGAUUUACAAUUUCCUUUAUACUUUUAUUUAAGCGUGACUGCUAAACGCUAUGUAGUCACUGAAAAAACAUUUACGUCACUGUCAGCCACAAUGAAGUACAAACGCAAGGAUAAAUAAAACUAAAUGCACAAAUUCACGUUCGCGAGAAAAUUGAGCGAUUUUCUCAACACGAAAUGCUCCAAACGCAACGUCAGUUCAGGCAAAGUCACCGACAAGCAGCUUAACGAAGAAUUCGAGGCCUUCCUCAGGGAACUCGAAUGCCUGACGGGAAAGAGAAGCUUGCUUCUGAGCUUUAAAAACGACAACUUCGACGGGGCAGCGUCGAGCAAAGACCUAUCCAAACGCUCGGAGAGUCGCAGUUCGGAACUCGUAACAGGACGUAGCAAGCAUUUAACGGAAUCAGAUCUGCUCGCUUAUUUGACCCACAUAAUAAUCAGACCAAACUGCAACAAGGCGUGCAAAUCAGUUUUCAAGGAAAUCUCGACUGCUCGGCAAGAAGAUCAGUUUGAGGAAGACGGGUUUAAUCCUUUCAGCGUUACCGUACAAAAUUCGUUUACUCAGACGGAUGAUUACGUCUUACGCCACACUUGCGUCUACUGUUCGAAACAAGGUUUAAGAGCGCAACUGAAUUCGACCAGAGAGUGUAAAGAUGUCGCCACUAGCGACAGACUUCUGAAAACCGACGAGCAAACCUCGACGGUGAGAGAUUCGAGAAGCGUCACAACCGGCUUGUCCAAUAAAGGCUUCGCGGACGCGUCCACUAGCUACAAACUUCAACGACCAUCCCGGACUUCCAUUGCCGGUGGAGAGAAAACCUCCGCGAAGAUGUGUCUGCCCAACAACUGCGCAGCCCUCCAGCAAAAGGUAAAAGCGUCAGUCAAUGCCAGUACUUCGAUCAAUGACCUGGAAGGUGACCAGAUGACACUGAAGAACAUUAAAGAAGAGGGAAAGACCGACGAUAAAGAAGCGACCUCUUCCGACAGUUCCCGCAAUAAGAGAAACCGCACAAGAAAGAAGGGUACCGACUCUUCCUCGGAUAAGUUCGACGACGAUGACGACGAACGUACCUCGAAGUGCUUUUCGCGAAGGAAGAAGCAACCCAAAUAUCUGCGCAAGGGAAAUUCUGUCCAACGUUCGAUGCAAACGAUACCGGUAGAAACGGAAAAUAGAAGCGAACAAUUUGACGGCCAGAAGGAUCGACAAACCUCUACGGAUUCCGACGUUCCCUACGUAGGCGAGAAACGGCCAACUUCAGGCUGGGUGUGUCGCAAGUGCGGGAAAGAAAAAAGGGACUGCACAGGCUGUCGUAAUACCAUAGUGAUGCCGGCCAGAGACUCUGAAUCGUUGAUGUUCAUUAUCAAAAUGCAAUCGAAAAAUAACGAACGACGUUUCGACAACAUUAUGAACCAGCUGAACCACCAGGGCAACGAAAUUCGGCGCUUGAAUGAAAUGUACCGAGGUAUGAUCGAGAAGCAUUACGCUGCUAGGUUAUGCAGUUGCGCGAAGGAUGGUAGGUUAGAUUGUGACGAAAAUCGAAGGGGUAAAUAUGGACCCCCGUCCCCUGCUGUCGCCAUCCACAUGUGCGAUACUUGCAACGUCGAUGUGGGCGGAACUCUGUUGGCUCGCUCUCUUUCGAGGGACAGUUGUGGCAGUGGAGAAAAGAGAUUUAAGGACAUAUUCAACCACUCGACAAAAAGCAAAGAACCUCUAAGUAGAGUUUCUGAACAUGUUAACGGUUGCGGAUCCGAGGCCAACACUUCCAUUCUUACUGAAAUAAUUGCCAAAGAUAGUCCUGAGGUGCACAUGGGCAAUCAUAACAUGGGCCAUCAGACUCACUCGACUUAUGGCGCCCGGAUUUUGGGAUGGCUCAAGACGUCUUGGGAUAAAACGAGACGUAACCUCGAACAAUGCAAGAGGCGGAGCCAAGAAGCAACCGAAACCGAUGCUGGGUUAGUCAAGUUGAAGCGUUGGGUCACUGCCUUCGUUCGCACUGGAGGGAAGUCGAAAUGAUAGAGAACGCUACCUGUAAAUCAGCACGACUAGGGGGGCAGUGGCCAAAUGCCACAACGAGUGUGUGUCGAACAGGUAAAAGAACGGAGGGCGGUCCAAAACUUCGAGCAGAAGCACG
This is a messenger RNA of Cylas formicarius (sweet potato weevil), 2298 nucleotides long. RefSeq lists its product as uncharacterized. Lineage: Eukaryota; Metazoa; Arthropoda; Insecta; Coleoptera; Brentidae. The transcript has 7 exons. The coding region runs from base 294 to 2180 and encodes 628 amino acids. The record is from RefSeq and is a predicted model, not a curated record.